AUGCCCUACCCGCGCCUCAAGCGGGCGCUGCUCGCCUUCCUCGUCCUGGCACUCGCCCCCUGCCUCUUCCUCACCCUCCUCCAGCCCGCCAUCGCCCACCCCUUCCUCUCCUCGACCGCGCCUGACCAGCUCAAGCGCAUCGUGCAACGCGCCGUCUCCCACCAGCAGCAGCAGCAGCAGCAGCAGCAGCAGCAUCCCUUCCCCGUCUCCGACGACCACGCACCACCGACCCGCAAGCGCGCCACCUCGCUCACCAUCGCCUCGUUCAACAUCCGCUACUCGAACGACGCAAACUACGACUCGGCCCGCGCCCCCCUCCAGCGCAUCAAGCGCGCCAUCACCGGCCGCAAGCAGUCCCAGCAGCACGUCGACGAGGCCGUGCCGGCGCUGCCCCACCAGACCCCCCUGGUGGCCAGGGGGGCCAACCCGGCGCUCCGCCAAAAGUACUGGGGCGAGCGCAGCUGGUUCCUCCGCGGGCCACGCAUCGCCGACACCGUCCUCUUCCACAACUGGGACCUGUUUGCCAUGCAGGAGGUCCUCGACGCGCCCUACUCGAACCUCCGCCAGUGGAUCGGCGACGACUACCAGACCGUCGGCGUCGGCCGCGACGACGGAAGGCGCGCCGGCGAGGCCGUGCCCCUCUGGUGGAAGCGCGACGUGUUGGAGCUGGUCCCCGAAUCCCAGGGCGGCGUCGGUCCCAAGGGCUACGAGCACUUCUGGCUCAGCCCCACGCCCGAAAAGGUCGGCAGCGUCGGCUGGGACGCCGGGCUGACGCGCAUGUGCACCCACGUCGCCCUGCGCAUCAGGGACACGGGCGAGCUGGUCCACGUCUUUUCCACCCACUACGACAACGCCGGCGUCGUGGCCCGCAGCGAAAGCAGCAAGCUCAUCCUCAGGCGCGCCCAGCAGGCCGCCGACAAGACCAAACAAUGGCAGCGCCGACACCAUCCCGCCGGCAGCGACAAGGCGGACGACGUGGCCGAGCCGCUCGUCAUCCUCGUCGGCGACCUCAACAGCCCGCGCAACGAAGGCUCCUGGACCUCGCUCGUCGGCGGCCACUACUCGGUGCCCAAGGACCAGACCGGCUCGACGGGCCCCUCGUUCCUCGACACGGCCCUGUCGGUGCCCACGCUCCACACGUCGCCCUACCUGACCAUCGACGAGUCGCCGCGCGACGCCCAGCUGGCCUCGGGGUCGGUGGCGCCGCAGCCGUUUACGACCAACAUUACGUCGUCGGAGCGCGGCCGCCUCUCGGUGCCCUACGGUCCCCUGCGCACGUUUACCGACUUUGAGCCGUCGGACCGCACCGCCGUCGAGGACCGCCUCGACUUUAUCAUGCUCCUCGACAACGGCGCCGUCGUCGACCAGACGCGCGACGACGCCGUGCUCGAGGGGACAAAGAAGCGCAGCGACGGCGGAGGAAAGACAGAGGGCGGGCGGUGGAGGAUCAGGAGCCACGGCGUCGUGUCGAGCUGGAGCGAGACGGAUGCCGGGUUCCUGAUCAGCGACCACCGUCCCGUCGUGACUCGCAUCGAGAGCCGGGCGUGA
Pseudozyma flocculosa PF-1 is the source of this 1548-nucleotide messenger RNA. RefSeq lists its product as uncharacterized. The record is from RefSeq and is a predicted model, not a curated record. The coding region runs from base 1 to 1548 and encodes 515 amino acids. Lineage: Eukaryota; Fungi; Basidiomycota; Ustilaginomycetes; Ustilaginales; Ustilaginaceae. The transcript has a single exon.